Messenger RNA from Dibothriocephalus latus, 204 nucleotides. NCBI's taxonomy places the organism in Eukaryota, Metazoa, Platyhelminthes, Cestoda, Diphyllobothriidea, Diphyllobothriidae. The record is from the annotation of a GenBank genome assembly.
AUGGCUUCUAGCCCUCCUUGUCGCCUACCUCAUGCUCGUCUUGAUCUUUUAGGUGACCUCUUGCCGGCCGAUGGCCUAAUCAUCCAGAGCAACGAUCUCAAAGUGGACGAGAGCUCUCUGACAGGUGAAGCGGACCACGUGAAGAAGGGUGAACAUAUCGACCCCGUACUCCUCUCCGGUGCGUUACAAACACUUUUAUUUUAA